Messenger RNA from Papaver somniferum (opium poppy), 1550 nucleotides. RefSeq lists its product as uncharacterized. The transcript has 4 exons. The record is from RefSeq and is a predicted model, not a curated record. Bases 968 to 1273 code for a protein of 101 amino acids. NCBI's taxonomy places the organism in Eukaryota, Viridiplantae, Streptophyta, Magnoliopsida, Ranunculales, Papaveraceae.
UUUAAUAAUUUUUGUUGUUUUCAAUAAUUUCUUCGUUAUUAGAGCGAUUUUUAUCUUCGCUAUUUUGACGAUUCUAUCUACACUUUUAUAGUGUUUUUUUCCUAACGAUUUGUUCGUGUUUGGUUUUUUUGAUAAAAGUACAUCGCGAUUCAUCAAGAGAAAAGAUCAAUUUCUUCUUCAUCAGAAAAAUAGAUCUUGGGUUCGGGUUAGUCGCACAUGAAGAAUUUUGGGCAUAUCACUCCUCUGUCAUAGGAGUAUCUCUUUUCUAAGAAAAAAAAAAACUAUCAAUAUGGUCGAAUUACAGUUUUGUAUACCAUUCUUUAUCCAAUCUUAUAGUACAAGAUUUGGGUGCUAUCGUGGUAGAUCGCUCUUUCUCUUCGCGAUUUAUUUACGUUUUGUAUCUUUCUUUGUAUUUGUUUCAUCUUAUGAUGUACUUGUUUCCCUUUAAAACCAUCAUGUAAGUGUUUCUUGUGGAAUGAAAUACUUGUGGUUUGACGAUAAAAAAAAAAAAACAAGAAAUCCGCAUUUGUCAUGAUUUGGCUUUUACAUGUGUAUAAUCUAUCUUACAAAAACAAAUGUGUUUUUGCUGAUCGGACGGCUCCGGACAGGCGUUUUUCUCCGAUCAAUGGCUGUCAUUCCUUCGAAACUGCGAAAGAUAAAUCGUGGUUAAGAAUUAACCCUCUUUUUAAGGCCUAAUCCGACGUCCCAGAUCGGCAGAUCUCUUCUUGCACUUAAUCCCUUUUCCGUUACGAAACCCAUUGUCGGCGAUAUCUUCUUGCUUUCUACCAACGACAUGAUUUGCGCCAUUCAAUUCCUUUGAUUAAUUCCCGAAUAAUCAAUUUUAUGCGUUACAUUAGAAGAGUUAUCCUUCGAAAUAUUUCCCUACAUAAACCUAACUGAAGGUAUCAUCUUCCCAGGUUUCUCCAUAUCUUUCUUCUGCAUACUCUCUCAAGACUAUUAGCAUAUAAUGUCCCAAAGUAGGUGGUACGCACAGUUAAGAUGGUGCAAAAUUCGAAACAUCAGACAGCAGACAGCAGGGGAAAUGACUUAUAAUUGCCAUGAAAUGGAGCAGCUUAUUUGCAAAGAAGAUCUGAACCCUUUAAAUCUGAGCUCAUCUUCUCUAUAUUUAUGGAGAGCUUUUGGUGUGUCAGGAAUAUCUGGUGGUACCGACAUUCAUUGUUCUGGAUGCUUUUGUCCGAAUGAUGCAGUGCUUCUCCAUGACAUUUCAAAACUGCUGAAACUCUCUCAAGAAAAUCCCAGUCCUCAAGCAUAAGGCGAUCAACCAGAUUUGUGAAAUUAAUGGAGGUAAAUCAUGCCAGAUUUGGGUAAGCCUCACCUAUAACUGGCACUAAGCUUAUUUGAAGGGUACUUGGUACAUUUCCAGUAUUUUUUACCAGGUGAUAAUUGCUAUGAUAUAUGUUGGUGCCCCAUGUUCUUCUAUCACUAAAUCUACCUAUAUAGGUUAAACCCAACAUUAACUAAUCGAUGUUAAAUAAGCAUGAAUGAGUUUGAAUUCAAUUGUAUAAUUUAGUAAUGGUCAUUUGAGAACA